Cantharellus anzutake is the source of this 404-nucleotide messenger RNA. RefSeq names its product ubiquinol-cytochrome-c reductase complex subunit-domain-containing protein. The coding region runs from base 58 to 273 and encodes 71 amino acids. Gene Ontology annotation, biological process: mitochondrial electron transport, ubiquinol to cytochrome c. Lineage: Eukaryota; Fungi; Basidiomycota; Agaricomycetes; Cantharellales; Hydnaceae. The transcript has 4 exons. The record is from RefSeq and is a predicted model, not a curated record.
GUGCAAAUUGUCACUAUUUUUUUUCCCACCGACCCAACCCACGUACUGUUCGAAACAAUGGCUAGAUUCUCUUUGAUCCCUCGCGCUGGCCCCUUACCAGGAGCUAUCAGGCAUUGGGUUCCCUCGCUCGGGAUCUGGGGCUUCGGAGCUGCGUUUGCUGUCUCCUACUUCAUGUCCGACGUUCCCAAAUUCAGGAUGGACGUACUCGAUAACAUCCCAAUCGUCCGGUCGUACUUUAUCGAUGACACUCCUGCUUCAGACAAGCCAUUCUAGUCCUAGCCAGACUUUUCACAAUAAAUUUCUGCAAUAUAAAGAUAUCAUUAUUACGCUAUAUACAGGGCUGUAGCAACAGAAGUUGUGACAUCACACGUUCCUCUAAGGUUUCCAAGAAAGAAGAAACAAAA